CACGUUACUAAAUAGCAGGAGCAAUUGCAGUGUGUCAGGGGAGAGGGAUGGAUCAGUUCUGCUGUGACUGCUGCUGGAUCCCAGGACAUGGAGGAUCCCCCCUGCCCACCAGCACUAUACUUCAGCCCCACAGCUGCUGAUGCAAACCAUAAGGCAGAGGCUACUGGAGAGGAAUAAGAGGCAUGAACAGCCUUUUGAAGACUUCAUCUGUGUGCAACCUGGAAUCAAGAAGAAGGGGGUGAAAAACUAGAAGACUGGAGGCAGCCUGUGGAUCCUGCAAGAAUCACAAAGUGCAAUGGAUUUCUAUGGUGAACUGGAAGGAUUGUGCCUGGGCUGAGAUGCUACAAACUCGGUGGGAUUAGGAUUAUUUCUAUUGGGGAUGGUGAAAACCAGUGGAUUAUUAUUAUUAUUAUGGGUGCCAACCACUCACACAAAACUCCAGUGUUUGACGAGAAUGAAGACGUUAAUUUUGACCACUUCCAAAUAUUACGAGCUAUUGGCAAAGGGAGUUUUGGGAAGGUAUGCAUUGUACAAAAGCGAGACUCCAAGAAGAUGUAUGCAAUGAAAUAUAUGAACAAGCAGAAGUGUGUAGAAAGAGAUGAAGUGAGGAACGUCUUCAGAGAACUUCAGAUCAUGCAGUGCCUUGAACACCCUUUUCUGGUAAAUCUAUGGUAUUCUUUCCAAGAUGAAGAAGACAUGUUUAUGGUGGUGGAUCUGCUCCUGGGAGGAGAUCUUCGAUAUCAUUUGCAGCAGAAUGUGCAUUUUAGUGAGGACGCUGUGAAACUUUACAUAUGCGAAUUAUCCCUGGCCCUGGACUAUUUACAGAAACAUCACAUCAUUCACAGGGAUAUCAAGCCCGACAAUAUCCUGCUGGAUGAACAUGGACACGUGCACAUUACGGAUUUUAACAUAGCUACAAUUGUCAAAGGAUCUGAAAAAGCUUCAUCCAUGGCAGGUACAAAGCCUUACAUGGCGCCAGAAGUGUUCCAGUCCUUCAUGGAGGUGGGGCUCGGAUACUCAUACCCAGUUGAUUGGUGGUCACUAGGAAUCACAGCUUAUGAGCUCCUCAGAGGUUGGAGGCCUUAUGAAAUUCAUUCAACUACUCCGAUAGACGACAUCAAUAACAUGUUCAAGAUCGAAAGAGUGCAUUAUUCUUCAACAUGGUGUAAAAACAUGGUGGAGUUACUUAAAAAGCUCCUAACCAAGGACCCAGAGUGCCGCUUUUCAUCACUAGCUGACAUUCAGACUUCUCCGUACCUGGCAGACAUGAACUGGGAUGCAGUAUUGGAGAAAUCUAUUACACCCAGCUUUGUUCCAAAUAAAGGAAGACUGAACUGUGACCCAACAUUUGAGUUAGAAGAGAUGAUUCUAGAAUCUAAACCUCUCCAUAAGAAGAAGAAGCGUCUGGCUAAGUACAAAUCUAGGGAGGCCGCCAAAGAAAGUUGUCCACUGAACGGACAUCUGCAGCAAUGUUUGGACACCGUGAGAAAAGAAUUUAUCAUAUUCAACAGGGAGAAACACAAACAUCAACCAGAACAAGGUGGACAAACAUCAAACACAGAGAGCAAAGCACACAGACAGCCGCACAUAAAAGCUCAAGAUGGACACACCACAAAUAACAACAUUUUAGUACACGGCUGUACAAGAGGAUGCAGCAGCUAGUGGACAGGAUACCAAAUGGCGGACAUUACCGGAAAACCCUCUUCUGCAUGCCUUCACCUGGAAACAUGGACAUUUGCUUCUCAAAAAUGUGAAUUUGUCGAUGCACAGCAUUCGGACGUUACUUAUGGCACUAAUAUUACUUUUAUAAAAAAUUAUCAUUACAAAGAUCAACCAGUGGGAAAGAACUAACUUUCAAAUCUCCUGGAAUGAAACUUGAAUAUAAAACUUUUUCUUUAUUUUAAUAUUGAUUAUUAUCCGGAACAACACUGAAAAUGAAGAAUGGCGGCAGUUCAUUGUGUGCGUUUAUAAGACUGUCCUGAAGAAGUCCGAUUAGUCUGUCUCAUGUAGAGUCAUGUGUAAAAUGAAUUUCUGUGUGAAAUACUUACUGUACACAAAGUCAUCUAGAGUUAUUAGGUCAGAAUUGUUCACUACCAUUGUCUAGUCCUGGCCCAGACCGUCAGGAGCAAUGUGUAUAGUAACUAGACAUUUUUUCAAUGCAAAGAGUGCAAUUGUAAGCAGUAUGAGCUAAGACUGUAGAGCAACUAAGCACACAAGAGUGUUUAUCCAUCAUUUUUAUAGAGUGCCUCCGCCCCCGUGUGACGUCACGUGCCGCCCCUCAA
Messenger RNA from Hyla sarda, 2282 nucleotides. It is a transcript of the gene STK32B, whose product is annotated as serine/threonine kinase 32B. NCBI's taxonomy places the organism in Eukaryota, Metazoa, Chordata, Amphibia, Anura, Hylidae. Gene Ontology annotation, biological process: G protein-coupled receptor signaling pathway; regulation of signal transduction; protein phosphorylation. The record is from RefSeq and is a predicted model, not a curated record. The coding region runs from base 412 to 1662 and encodes 416 amino acids. Gene Ontology annotation, molecular function: ATP binding; G protein-coupled receptor binding; G protein-coupled receptor kinase activity. The transcript is spliced from 12 exons.